This is a messenger RNA of Aspergillus fischeri NRRL 181, 456 nucleotides long. RefSeq lists its product as uncharacterized. Bases 1 to 456 code for a protein of 151 amino acids. NCBI's taxonomy places the organism in Eukaryota, Fungi, Ascomycota, Eurotiomycetes, Eurotiales, Aspergillaceae. The record is from RefSeq and is a predicted model, not a curated record. The transcript has a single exon.
AUGGCUGCUGCCGACCUGGAGGGGCUUUGCAACUCGAUUUGCCGGUCAUCGCCGGCUGAGACGCUGUAUCUGGAUCGGAUCGUCGCGCAGUUCAUCCUCGUUUCCGCGGCCGAUGACGCCACCCGCCAUGCGCUGAUCAUCCGGCUAUCGCACUGCCAGCAUGACGGCUUCUCCAUCCCGAUCCUAUUCGAUGGCCUGGCAGCUGCCUACGAAGGCGCCAGUCUCCCUUCUCGGAGUCAGUUCAUCGACUACUGCUGUCUCCGGGCGCAGCGGGAUGCCCCCAAGGGUUACGACUUCUGGCGAAAUUACCUCUCUAGCAGCCUCCAUGACAUACCUUGGCAAUCUUCAAGGGCCACUUCUGGUUUAUGUCGUCUUUUCGAUUGCCAGGCCAGAGUUCCGGAAAUUUGCUUCGACGAUCUGCUCCCUUAUAUUCACAGUAUCAAUGCACCAUUCUAG